ACAAAACAUUCCAAAAUCCAGGAGAUGACAUUUGAAUUCCAUUAGCAAUACAAGAAGGUCUUACUUCUGAGAUCCACACAGGCUACAGCGUAGUAUUGUUAGUUUAGAAUAGUGCAAACUACAGAGGGUACUGAUAGAGACAGCUUAGCGGUGUAAUAAACUAUGACUCUGAAGACCAGAGUUUGAAUCCUGGCUUGGCCAUGGAAACCCACUGGGUGGCCUUGGGCAAGUCACAUUCUCUCAGCUUGAGGAUGGCAAUAGCAAACCUGCUCUGAAGAAACUUAGCAAGAAAUCCCCAUAGUGGCCCUCCUUAGGGUCACAAGUCAGAAAUUACUUGAAGGCAUACAACUACAAACAGAAGGUGCCUGGCUGCAGAAUGUUUCUUCAGUAUUCUUCCAUCAUAUGUGAAGGCAACUAGCCAAAUGAAGAUUCAGGAUGCCUCUCUCAUCCCAGAAUAAAUGGAUAGGGGUCUCAGAAAGACUAUCUUUGGGGCUGCACUGCCUCUUCUUUGCUUCCCAGCAUCUGCUACCUGAAGCUGUUGCCACACACUCUUGCAAGCUUCCUGGCCUAACAUGGAACAUUUGAAACUGCCUUUCAGAAAUUGAAUAAUACACAUUGGUUUCACUAAAGGAAUGCAAGCAAGCAAGCAAGUCAAGCAUUAUGCAAAUCUGAUUUCCCAGUUGCAUUUCCCCCCCCCCCCAAAAAAAGGCAUGUACAAGUAGUGACAAGUGGUAUACUUGAAAACCAAAGGCCUCACCUACUCUCUUCUUCUGUAAGCUGACACUUUCCAGUGCUGUGAUCUAGAAGAGCAUUUCCUCACCCUACGUCAUGAGCUGUGGGUAUUCCCAGAGGCUAUGAUGCAAUGGGGUGAGUGGGAAGGAAAGGAAGCAUGCAAAGACAUAUCUGCCCAGCUGUGGUGCGGUCACAUCCACAACAAGAGUGGCAUGCUCGAUAUAAGCUCCAUCUUCACAGCCUGGUGGCUUUAAAACGAUGGAAAUCUUUCUCAGAACUCUGUACUUCUCCCUCAUUAUUCUCUCCUGUGAUGGAGAAGGUGAAUUUCACAAUCCAAAGACCUAUCUUUCCAGCCCCUCCAGUGAUCACACUUUAAAUCAUUCUUCAGAACCUGACCAAUCAACACUAAGACCAAGUUCACAUUUCUUGAAAAAUGAUGUGGAAAACAUGACCAGGAGGAUGACAGAACAUUCCAGCACUCUUGAAAAUUCAAGUCUGCAGCAAAACCAGAGCUCUAAACUAGAUUCAGUGUCCACUUUAUCUAAUAGGCUAGCAAAGGAACCAUCACUUCAGACAUUCUCGGAAGUCAAGGUAGAUUCAUCAAAGGAUCAUUCAUUACAGGGUGCAAUAAUGUCUCCUGAACCAGCCAAGGAGAAUUUACAUGAGCAUCCAAUGUCCAAGUGGAAGGCUGUGGGUCAUGAAAGGUACAAUGACACAUCUUUGCCUUCAAUAGCAAUGAUGGCAACAGGCUGUGCAAUCCCAGUGAAUGGGGCAUUAGAUCUAUCAAACAGAAACCUGUCUGAGAAUGAACUGAGGAGGAAAAUGGAUUCCAGACCUUGCCAAGUUACACUGGACAAAAUUGAAGAGUUUAAUGCCAGCUAUAAUAACCUGGAAAUGGAUCUCACAACCCUAAUUUCACUGCUCCUUAAAAUGAAGAACGUGCAUGCUAUUGAUCUGAGUUGUAACAAAAUAACUGCAAAUUCUAUAUGUGUAAAAGAGAUGUAUAGACUGGAGAAUAGCACACUCUUGUUUUUAAACCUUAGCCACAAUCCUCUUAAAACUUUGAAAAACCUCUGUCUCCCCCCAAGCCUUAAAAGCAUUGAUUUAUCUUUCACUCAGAUCAAUGAAAUACCUCAAUGGUUUGCCACAACAUUUGCAUAUAUAGAAGAGAUGUAUGUCCAAGGAAACCGUUUUAUAUACAACGCAGCAUCACUUGGAUCUGUGAAGUUAAAAUUUCCCAAUUUCCACCACUCAGCUGUUUCAUAUAUUGAUUUCCCAAAGCGCACUCCCAUUGAAAGCCUCCCCAAGGAUGUAAAGCAUCUAGUAAUGUCAAACUGUUCCAUUGUAGAACUUCCAGAAUGGUUUGCAAAGAAAAUGGAAAGACUUUUACUUCUAGACCUCAGCAAUAAUCCCAUGAAUACAUUCCCCAAUUUGCCAACAUCUUUGCAAUGCCUGGAUUUAAGCAAUGGUAAUAUCGAAAGUAUGACAAGCCUUAACUUUUUCUCCAAUUUAACAGUAGUUAAAAUUCAGAACAAUAAAAUAGAAGAUAUUUCGCCAAGGCAUCUUCCCAAGUCACUAGAAGAAUUUGAUAUUAGUAAAAAUAAAAUACGUCAGUUCCCUUUCCUUGGUACACACCAAAAAUUAGAAGCUCUUAAUAUUUCUGGCAAUUUCAUAAUGCAGUUGAACUUCAGCACAAUAUACUCUUCUCUCAGCAACCUAGAUGCAAGUCAUAAUUUAAUUACAGAGUUAUAUGAUCAGACGGGCAAAUUUCUGCCUGAAUUGAAGUGUCUGAAUUUGUCAGGAAACAAGAUCUCCUUUUUGCAACCGGGGUCCUUGCCUGAAUCUUUGCUUGAGUUGGAUAUAAGCAACAAUGCCAUUACCAUCAUCAUGAAGGAGACCUUUGGCCGUUUGAUAAACCUGAAAGUUCUAUCUGUUCAAGGGAAACAUUUUUUCUGUAACUGCGACUUAUAUUGGUUUGCAAACACAUAUCUUGCUAGCCCAGCUAUACAGAUACAUGGCCAAAAUGCCCUGAAGUGCAGCUUCCCACCUUCAAAGCGAGGUAUUUUGGUGGAAAACAGCAACCUAACAAUAUUGCACUGUUCUGUUGGCCUUCAAAUGGGUAUUACAGCAUGCAUGGCCAUCUUGGUUAUGUCCAUCACCACAGCCCUCUGCUGGCGUUUCCAUGGCCCCUGGUAUAUUAAGAUGGGCUGGUACUGGUGCAUGGCUAAGCGGAAACAAUAUGAGGAAGCAGAAGACAAACUCUACGAUGCCUUUGUUUCAUACAGUGAAAAUGAUGCACCCUGGACAAAAGAGGUCCUGCUAGAAAAUCUGGAAACAAAUGGGUUUAAAGUAUGUUACCAUGAGAGGGACUUCAUGCCAGGACACCCAGUUCUUGGGAACAUCUUCUAUUGCAUUGAGAACAGCCAUAAAGUGCUUUUUGUGUUGUCGCCCAGCUUUGUCAACAGUUGCUGGUGCCAGUACGAGCUAUACUUUGCUGAACAUCGGGUCCUUAAUGAAAAUCAAGAUUCUCUCAUUAUGGUGGUGCUGGAAGACCUGCCACCCAAUAGCAUCCCACAGAGAUUCAGCAAGCUUAGGAAGCUGUUAAAAAAGAAAACCUAUUUGAAAUGGAGCCCAGAGGAACACAAGCAAAAACUCUUCUGGUGCCAGUUGAAAGCUGUCCUGAGAACAACCAAUGAGCCAGUGGUGCGGACAAAAGACAAUGAGAUGCAGCAACCAAUGGAUGGGAUGCAUUUGAGACUGAAACUCCACGAACAAGGAGUAUGACCAUUUAUUUUAUAGGAUGUUUCUUGCUAAUGUAAGGUUUGGACCAUUUUUCUCUGGACUAUAAAGGCAAGUAGAGGUUAAACAUACAUUAGCGCAUGAACAAUGAACAGAGAAAAUCUUACCAUUUCUAAUGGCCAGUUUCUAGAAGAGCCAUUUUGAAGCAUCAUCAUAACGAAUCAGAGCUUGGAAAAUUUACUUUUUAUGACUAUAGUUCUCACUGACCCUUCUACCUUCUGCAGCCCAAAUAAGUAGGAGAGCCAGUAUGGUGUUGUGGUAUGAGUGUUGGAUAGAAGUCUAGAGACUACAGUUCAAAUCCCCACUCAGCCAUGGAAACUCCCGGGGUGGCCUUUGGGCAAGUUACACUCUCUCGGCCUCAGAGGAAGGCAAUGGCAAAUCUCUUCUGAACAAACUUUGCCAAGGCUUGAUAGGUUUGCCUUAGGGUUGCCAUAAGAUGGAAAUGACUUGAAGGUACAGAACAAUACCCCAAAAGUAACUAGGUUCUGUGUCCAAUCAUUCAGAAGCAUCAUACUGAUUCUUUUUUUUACUAGGGCCACUUUCUGUGUUUACUCAUAUCACUGCUACUAGAUGGCAUUGAAUCUCAAGAGAAUGAAUCUCUUUUUGACUUGCUAAUGGAACAUUUUUUUAAAAGUCAUGAAAUACACACAAGGCCAGAAAGAGGAAGGGCAGGCCUGCAUGAAUGUCCCCCCCAACACCUAAACUGAGAACAGCAGCAUCUUAAAAAUGCAGGCUUGUGACUAAUAUUGUCAUAAUUUUUCUUUUUCCUGUGUGAUUUCUAACAUUUUUGCCUGAUGAAGAAGCUGGUGGAGGUUUGAAAGUUUGCAAAAUGUAUUUUGUGCAUUUUGGUCAGCUGAUUUGUGGAUUUGGGAUGUUAUUGUAGAUGACACUGAUGCAGUCUUAUUGGCUGAAUUGUUUCUUACCUAAGGAUGUUUUUGUCUGUAUGGAAUACUGUGAAUUUUGGGCUACUUUAAAAAUAGAUGUAAUAGCUCAUUGUUUAAUGUUCCAACAAUUCCUAUGGUGAC
Molecule: messenger RNA, 4556 nt
Organism: Sceloporus undulatus (fence lizard)
Lineage: Eukaryota; Metazoa; Chordata; Lepidosauria; Squamata; Phrynosomatidae
Product: toll-like receptor 2
Exons: 2
Coding region: 991-3516 (841 amino acids)
Biological process (GO): toll-like receptor signaling pathway; immune response; inflammatory response
Cellular component (GO): membrane
Molecular function (GO): triacyl lipopeptide binding; protein binding; transmembrane signaling receptor activity
Source: RefSeq, a predicted model, not a curated record